GGAUUGAGAGUGAAGUUGUUGUUACCGAGAUGGGGCGCCUCCGCUGGCCCCCUUGGACUCUGUGGGUGACCUUUCUGUUGCUGGGCUGUCCUGGAAAGGUGGCAGGAUGGAUGUUCAUGGUGCUCCCAGAGGAGGGCAUGAGGGACUGAGUCGGAGAGGGAGAGCCGGUGAUUCCCAAGAAGGAGCUGCGAAGUUUCUCUUCCCCUUUUCAGCUGCCCGCAGCCUGCCGGCUCGAGGUCUGCCCAGCAACCGUUUCCGUAAUCUGCACUCCAUUUUCCGAUUGGUGGAGUAUUUCCCCCUCGGCUAAUCCCCGCCCUUGCUCCGGAAUCUCCUGCGGGUGGGGCGGGAAGUGUUGACACACCUCUGCAAUAAACAGAUUGAGAGCGAAGUUGUUGUUACCAAGAUGGGGCGCCUCCGCUGGCCCCCUUGGACUGUGUGGGCGGCCUUUCUGUUGCUGGGCUGUCCUGGUUCUUCCUCUCACUAUUUCCAUAAUUUUUACAUUGGGGUCUCGGAGCCUGGCCAGGGGCUGCCCCAGUUCAUUGCUGUGAGUUAUGUGGAUGACCAGCCCAUUACUCAUUAUGACAGUGAUACACAGAGGAAAGUGCCUGUCGUGCCCUGGAUGAGGAAGGUGGAGAAGGAUGAUGCCCAGUACUGGGACAGGAACACUGAGGUCUUGCGUGGCUGGGAGCAGGCAUUUCAAGUAAACCUGGUGACUCUGGGGAAUCGUUACAACCAGAGCAACGGGUUUCACUCCUUUCAGUUGAUGUACGGCUGUGAGGUGGGCCCAGAGGGGCGCAAAGGAGGGUAUGACCAGUUCGGCUACGACGGGAGGGACUUCCUCAGCUUCGACAAGGAGACCCUCAGCUGGACGGCGGCCGAUGCAGGGGCCCAAGUGACCAAGAGGAAGCUGGAGAGAGACAGGGCUUUUACCCAGCACCGGAAGGCCUUCCUGGAGGAGGAAUGCGUUGAGUGGCUGAAGAGAUACUUGGACUACGGGAAGGAGGCUCUGCAGAGGACAGAGCCCCCUGUGGUGACGGUGACACGCCAGGCAGCUCAGGAUGGCCAGGAGACCCUCAUCUGCCAGGCUCACGGCUUCUACCCCAAAGAGAUCGACACUUUCUGGAGGAAGGACAGGGAGGACAUGGAGCAUGCCACCCUCCGCAGGGACGUCGCUCCCAAUUCUGACGGGACCUACCAUGCCUGGCUCAGCAUUGAUGUUGACCCCCAGGACAGGGACCACUACUGGUGCCACGUGGAGCAUGCCAGCCUGCCGCAGCCUCUGGUCUUGGCCUGGGAGGAGCCUGCCAACAUGGGGCUCAUUGUGGGGGCCAUUGUGGGGGCCGCGACUGCUGUCCUGCUGGCAGCUGCUGGGAUCCUCUUCUUCAUUCUCAAGAAUUGGAGAAAGGAAGCGUCCUACAAAGCAGCACCAAAAAGCGACCAGGACUCUGCUAGCCCUGCCAGUGCGUGAUACCAGGAGGUUGUGUGAGAUGAGACCAGAGGGAGGCUGCCCAAGAUUUGUCGCGAUUUACAGAAGAUCAGAACUCCUGUUGUCCUUCAUCACUAUUUAUUAUGCCACCGAAUCCUGGCUCUAACCCAGCCAUUCUGAUCCCAGCUGUAGCCUGGAUUUCAGGGGAAGUGACAUUUCUGAUGGGGUUUGGCUAAUUUCAUUUUUCAGCUGAUUUUCAGAAGUGUGUUUGUAUCAGUCAGAAAUGUGCCAAAUAUACAUACUUAAAAGCGUUAAAUUUUAAAAGGGAUGGUAACCUAAGAGGUCCAUCUGGUCUAGUAUUCUGUUCUCAACAGUGGCGAACCAGAUCCCUGUGGGAAGCCCACAAACAGGACCCGAAUGCAACAGCACUUUGGUAAUUCUCAGCAACUAGUAUUCUCCAUGAAUUUGUCCAGCCCUCUUUUAAAGUCAUCCAAGUUAGUGAUCCAGGAAGUCUUUACUUACAUUGUUGUGCCUCUAUAAAUAUGUUCAGUCAUACUGAGCAUGAUUUGUAGUGAUUUUUGACAAUAUCUCUUCCUUAUUUGUUGUUUUGGGUCCCACCAUACAAACUUUCCCAAGUCUUGCCAAAUCGAUUUGAAGGUAACAUUUGGGAAUUGUUAAAGGGGUUCUUAUAUAUGAAAUAGGCUAAAUUGGUUAUUGAUUAGUCAAAUUUUAUUAUUGUCUGCCAGCUGCUUGGGCCUCCUGGCCUUUGGCUGAGUUGAUGUAACAUCAUGGAAUAUAUACAAGCAUUUAACUUCUCUGGGUGAGUGUACACCUUUUCUGUGAGGAAAUCAAGGAACUAGCAAGGAGGAUUGUUGGCAGGAAGCCAACAUCUUGUGGGAGCAAAUGCCAUAGUUUAACUAUGCACUGAGUAAAGAAGUACUUCCUUUUGUCUGUCCUGAAUCUUCCAACAUUCAGCUUCUUUGAAUGUCCUUUGAAUGUGCCAUGGAGUGCCUUCUAUCAACUUCUGUUGGUGGCCCAGCUAUUCCCCUAUCUGGACAGGGCUAGUCUGGCUUCAGUUGUCCACAUGCUGGUAAUCUCCAAAUUAGAUUACCGCAAUGUGCUCUACGUGGGGCUGCCUUUGAAGAAGGUUCAGAAACUGCAGCUUGUGCAAAAUGCAGCGGCCAGAUUGGUAACGGGGACCAGAUGGUUUGAACAUAUAAAACCGAUUCUGACCCACUUGCAUUGGCUGCCUGUAUGUUUCUGAGCUCGAUUCAAGGUGCUGGUUUUAACCUAUAAAGCCUUACACGGCUUGGGACCAGAAUAUCUGAUGAAAUGCCUCUCAAUAUGAACCCACCUGUACACUACGCUCAACAUCAAAGGUCCUCCUCCGGGUGCCUACUUAGCGGGAAGCUCGUAGGAUGGCAACGGGAAAGGGCCUUUUCAGUGGUGGCCCCCAAAUUAUGGAAUAAUCUCCUCGAUGAAGUUUGCCUGGUGCCAACAUUGUUAUUUUUUUGGCGCCAGAUCGAGGCUUUCCUUUUCUCCCAUGCAUUCUAACAGCAUGUGUUGAGCUCUGACCCCAGGUCUUUUCCCUGGUUUAUCUGUGCUUCAUGGUUUUAAACUUUGUAUGAUUUUUAAAAUUAUAUAUUUGUUUUUAAUGUUCAAUGUUUAAGUUUUGUAAACCACCCAGAGAGCUUUGGCUAUGGAGCAGUAUAUAAAUAUAAAUAUGAUAAUGUUAAUCCUACAAUAUGAUUCCCAACUUUUUCCUUGUCCACUUGGGCUGUGAUGAAUUAUGUAAGCUCUUGCCUAGAAAUAAGCAGAACACAGUAAAUUUGUGAGACCUCAAGGUGCCACAGGGCUCUUUCUUGCUAAACGAUGUAUUUUCUGUAUUUUGCACUGAGCACACAAGAUGUAAUUAUUUUUUCCUUCUGCAAUGUCCACUUGACUGAAAUAAACAAGGAUGGAUGCGCCCCCCCAUGCCUACUUA
Rhineura floridana is the source of this 3410-nucleotide messenger RNA. RefSeq names its product major histocompatibility complex class I-related gene protein-like. The record is from RefSeq and is a predicted model, not a curated record. Gene Ontology annotation, cellular component: external side of plasma membrane. Bases 404 to 1468 code for a protein of 354 amino acids. Gene Ontology annotation, biological process: immune response. Lineage: Eukaryota; Metazoa; Chordata; Lepidosauria; Squamata; Rhineuridae. The transcript has 9 exons.